UUAAUUACUGGUCUGCAGUGAACCUAAAGUAUAAAUAGCCAGGUACUGUUGACUAAAGCACACCGUCCAAACAUCAUCAUAAGUGAACAGUUUAAUUGUUACCUGGAGCUAUGAAUACCAUUGUCGUGUUGUGCCUGUGUGUGCUGGCAGUCUCCGCCACACCUAUGUAUGGAGGCUACGGCGGUUACGGAAGAGGCAUGAUGGGAGGUUACGGCGGAUACGGCGGAUACGGAAGAGGCAUGAUGGGAGGUUACGGGGGAUAUGGUGGCUAUGGCAAUAUGGGAGGUUACGGCGGAUACGGUGGUUAUGGCGGCUACGGUGGUUACGGUGGAUACGGAAGAGGCAUGAUGGGAGGUUACGGGGGAUACGGUGGCUAUGGCAAUAUGGGUGGUUACGGCGGAUAUGGUGGAUACGGCGGUUACGGCGGCGGCAUGAUGGGAGGUUAUGGCGGUUACGGUGGAUACGGACGCGGUAUGAUGGGUGGUUAUGGCUACAAGAAGAGCUACUAUUGAACACAUUGACAACAGCAGCUGUGCCAGCAGACGGACGGACAAAAACUAUUUAUGCUUUUUCGUACUAAAUAAAUU
Mya arenaria is the source of this 587-nucleotide messenger RNA. Its product is annotated as keratin-associated protein 19-2-like. The transcript has 4 exons. Bases 111 to 512 code for a protein of 133 amino acids. NCBI's taxonomy places the organism in Eukaryota, Metazoa, Mollusca, Bivalvia, Myida, Myidae. The record is from RefSeq and is a predicted model, not a curated record.